GGGCUCCACGUACCACUUGUAGUCAAAGUACGAGCUUAUCGUCACCUCCAGCAAUCAGCAGCCACCCGAAGCCUUCUUUGCCCCAAAUCUUCGGCAAUAGCCAGUGCAUUCCGGCAAGCAAUUGCCUCCAUCGUUGUCGGAUCGGUGAAGCCAGCGUCGAUUACGCGGGACGCUCCCAAGAAGCUGCCGUCCGCCGCCACCGCCCCUCGAGCCUGCUUCUUCGCAGGAGAGCAUCGACAUUGACCUUGACACAGCCCAUAGGGGGCGGGAUCCACUUCGGCCGGCUCGCACGAGCAGCAGGUCAUGCUCCAUGAAGAUGAUAGUAUCAUUGGCGUACUGUAGGAUAGACACACCUCCAUCAACUAGAUGAGGUACCAGGCCACCUACUUGACCAGCAUCCUUAGCCCUUCCUAUUAGAAUCGUCAACAUGUCGACUACUAUGUUGAACAGAAUAGGUGACAUCGGAUCUCCUUGUUUCAGGCCCUUAUGUGUUUGGAAGUAGUGACCUAUGUCGUCAUUCACUUUAAUUCCAACACUCUUUUUGCGUGAACGAUUCUACCUGGCGAUCAAAACCUUUCAUGCGCAAGGCCUGUUGAAGAAAUGGCCAUUUGACUUUAUCGUACGCUUUCUCAAAAUCCACUUUGAAAACAACCCCGUCUAGUUUUUUCGUGUGAAUUUCAUGGAGCGUUUCUAAAAAACAUUUAUAUAAUAUAAAAAACAUUAUAUGAGGUUGAGGUUGGUUUAUGAAGAAAGAGAUAAAUUAUUAAGCCAGAUAAUUAUUGGACACACGAAAUGGAAAAUAAUAUAAAUAGGAAAUGAGGCUCCAGUUACAUUUGUUGCUAUAAUAUCGACAAUGUUGUCUCACAAAUCAGGAUGCUAAUGAAAUACAAAAACAAUUUGGAGUUAUAAGAUACACAAGUUUGAGGGAAGAGAAUAGGUAUACUGAUCCAUCAGAAUAUGAAUUCGGUAUGAGAUGCCUAUGUUUUCCGAAUUCGGUAUGACAUACUUAGCAUCUCCUCUCUUGCUGUGUUCAAAUGGUCCCUUUUUAUGUCGCCCCUAAGGAGAGCAACUAUAGAAGACACCAUAUAAGCACUUAAACUAUAAAAAGAACUACCAUUUUAAAGGUUUAUGGUCAAAAAAUCCACUUUAGCAAACGCCCAAUAUCAUCCUCAAUCUGUAAAAAAAAUUGGAUGCACUCUAAAACACCUUCUUAAACUGUAAAUGUGAGUUUUAAAACCAAAAUUUAGGGUGCACUCUAUAUCUCCCAAUGCAUGAAGGGUGGGAAAUUUACGACCAACCGCUCACCUCUCAACACCUUCUUCCCUUCCGGCCGACCGCUCCUCGCCAGGCUGCUGCCUACUCCGCCCAUUUCAUGCCACCAAACCAUGUCCAUACGCGAGCACCAUGAGCGAUGUCGGCCGGCCAACAAGUGGCAGCGGCAGCUGUCGAAGGCAGAUUUGCGCGUGAGAGGUGUUAAGCUUCAAGCACUAGCCAAUGCAACCACAAGUCUGAACUGAUGAAAAGGGCUAGUGCAAUCUACAUAUAUUGUAACAUCCCCUCUCACGUGUGAUGGGGAAGACAAGUCAACACAUGCAACCGGAAGAGAGUGACGGCGCGCGAAACUCACGUAUGACUCAAGAGGCCACUAUGUGGACACAAAGGGGGGGCUACUAGCAUUUUUUAAUAAAUUGCGAAAGUCAGGAUUUGAACUCAAGACCUUAGCUUUGAUACCAUGUUAAGCUUCAUGCACUAGCCAACACAACCAAAAGUCCGAACUGAUGGAAAGGGCCAGUGCAAUCCACAUAUACUGUAACAAGAGGGAGCGGGGAAGAGGAAUUGAGAGAUGCCGCCCGUCGAGCAGCCGCUCGAGCCUCACUCACAGAUGGCCAUUGGCACGUAGGCCACUCCCUGCUGCUGCCCCCCCCCCCCCCCCCCUGGUCAUUCCGGUGCGUCACCAUCAAUACCGGCUCCAAGAUAGCGGUGGCGCACCAUCCUCGACCGCAAGGCCACUGGCUUCACUCUGGCGCGGUGCCGCCACCUCCCAAGCUCUUAUUCGUGCCACCAAACCAUGUCCAUAUGCGGGGACCAUGAGCGAUGUUGGUCAAUGAGUGGCAGGGGGAGGGGGAAGGCAGAUUUGCGCGUGAGAGGGAGCGGGGAGGAAGAAUUGAGAGAUGCCGCCCUUCGAGCAGCCGCUCGACCCUCGCUCGCAGAUGGCCAUUGGCACAUAGGCCACUCCCCGCUGCUCCCUCCCCUCCUCCCCUGUCGCUCCAGUGCAUCACCAUCAAUACCGGCUCCAAGACAGCGGUGGCUCACCAUCCUCGACCGCAAGGCCACUGGUUUCACUCCGGCGUGGUGCUGCCAUCUCCCAAGCUCUUAUUCGACCGAGGAAAUCCGUCUAGGCGCAUGCCAACAACUUGCCCUAUCCUUUCUUCCCAGCGGGUGGCAGUAGCAUGCAGUGGCCAGCUGUAACGAGGCAGGGUGGAUCAGGGGCGGUGACGGACAAGACGAGGUAGAGCAAGAGGGUGGCGGCUCGAAUUGGGUAGCGGAGCGCAGCAAGGAGACACUACCACAGGUGACGGUCCCUGGGCCCGUCAAUGCGGCCCCGUCCAUCACAUAUCUAGUAACCCAUAUAUUACGGGCCCAUAUUUUCUGCCCGUCACAUACAUUAAUUUUGGAGUUAAUUACAUCCAUGAUACAUAAACGUGCUUGGAGAUAACAGAAUCAUACAUAAUCUUGAAAAUUAGUGAAAAGUGGUACACUAACUCAGAUUCAGGUAACAAAUUCAUACAAAACUGUAUGAAUCAACCCACAGGCCAUUGUUUAUUUACAAAAAGAACCAUGAAGCUACAUGAAUUUGUACAACAAAGAUCCUAGCCUUAAAAUUCCCAAAUCUACCGAUGUGUUCGUCGCAGCAGAGGGCGGCUGCCGCUAGAGCCCAGCAGCGGUCAAGCACAUCCACCAGCAGCAGCAGAAAUAAGAAGAGGCAGCCCCGGAGGGUCAUGCUGCACGACCCGCCCGCCGCGGAGGAGCCCUUCGAUGGCGCCGCGAUGGCGGGGUCUGGCGAGCCACGCAAGAGGUAGCCAUCGGUGAGCGGCGAUGGGAGAGAGAGCGGGGUGUGAAGAAGUCCCUCCAGCGGCGGCAAUAGGAGACCGAGGCGGUCGUGCAACAAGAGUCAGGCGCCGCCCGGGCCACUGCAGUUCAGCGUGGUGGUGACCAGUGGGUACAAUGAGAUGUGGGUUUGGGCAGACCGGGAGGUCCUGCCUCGCUGGUGAGGUGUACGACCCGGAUGUUUAGAUCACCUGUGCGAGAAGCCACGAGUCGAUAAGAAGGGAAAAAAGAAAAGAAAAAAGGAGGUACCCACUGCCUGGUGGGGCCUAUGCAGUAGAGGAAAUAUACAGCCUUAGUUUUUGGAUGUUUGACUUCGUGGUCCACUACUAUUAGAGUCUCUAAAAAAAUUCUAGGGUACACUGCAAAAUCAUUUUAGGGGCUUGAACUAUUGGGUAUCUGCUAGAGUUGUUUUUAUAGAUCUCAUUCUUUGAGCCAGUUCUCACAAGAAAAAAAACUACUAGGUAGAAUCAAAUUCUGAUGUAUGCCCUGCUGAUAUUUUGACAACCCGGUUAAAUACUUAAAUAGUUAACCAUUGUAAAUAAUUGUAAUGCACUUGUUCGUUUGCUUUACUCGUAUUCCUGGUUGUGUGAUUGAGACAUCCAAUCAAUGGUUUGAGACACUAACAACUGUAAGCUGAAUCCUUUGGGCCUCUCCAUUUGCGUAGUUUCCUAUCAUGAUUUGCUAGUGCAUGGUACAUGUUUUGAAAUCACCUCAUCAACGCAUCUAAGAAAUAAGGAAAGUGCACUAUUCUAGAAUAGCCUCGGCAUCCGCAUCAAAAUUCAUGGAAUUUUCUAUUUUUGGUAUAACAUUUUUGUUUUCUGUUUUCUGAUUUUUGAGUUAGUAGUAACUUUAACAAAAACGAAAACCAUGUGCAAGUUUAAAAAGUUACACAUAACUGUUAGAAAAAAAAAUUGUUUUCAACUUUGGAAAGUUAAUAGUAACAUUCAAAACUUAUGUUUAACUUUUUUAAUAAUUAUGUAUAACAGUGUAACUAUGUUGACUGACAAAUAAAGAGUUUUUCUUAUUUCUCGGUUAACUGGGAGAUAGAUAGUAGACCCUAAUGUUUUAUGUCUUAGGGUAGUUUUGUAUCUAAAGGGUACUUCAUUUAAAAAAAAUUAGGCUCAAAGUGAGUAUGCCAACAAUAAAUUAAUUAACGUGCCUAAGCUGCUGUGCAAGAAUAGUAUGCUAAGGGCACUCCAAUGAGGCCAUGGCAACGUCCCAUAACUUGUGCCAACUCUGCAAAAUCUUACGUGCAUGAGAGAGAAAUAAGAAAGAAAAGAGAGGUUGUAUGUUAGAUAACCAGCAAUAAUAACAAAUAUAAAUUUCCCUUGCUCCUCUCAUUGUAGGUGUGGUCUGAAUAGAAUACAAAAUACAACAACAAUUUAUUGACAAACUUGCAUAAAGAUAAUAUGGUGGACACAACAACCUUUUUUUUGUAAUUAAUUAGAGUUCCACAUUAAGAAAAUAGCUAGCUGGACACUCUUAAGGCACAAUGCAAAGUGGAGCACCUAUACCCAUGUUUUGCCCCCCCACCCCCCCUGUUUUAUAUUUACUCGUAUUCCCAGUUGUGUGAUUGAGACAUCCAAUCAAUGGUUUGAGACACUUACAGUUGUACUCUCUUCGUUCCAAAUUACUCGUCGCAGAAAUGGAUGUAUCUAGAACUAAAAUGCAUCUAGAUGCAUCCAUACUUGCGACAAGUAAUUCGGAACGGAGGGAGUACAAUUGUAAGCUGAAUCCUUUAGGCCUCUCCAUUUGCGUACAUGUUCUGAAAUCACCUCAUGAAUGCAUAAUAUUUUCUAUUUUGCUAUUUCUUGGGCAUCUAAGAAAUAAGGAAAGUGCAUUAUUUUUAGGAAUAGCCUCUGCAUCCGCAUCAAAAUUCAUGGAAUUUUCUAUUUUUGGUAUAACAUUUUUGUUUUCUGAUUUUAGAGUUCUAGUAACUUUAGCAAAAACAAAAACCAUGCGCAAGUUAAAAAAGUUACAAAUAACUAUUAGAAAAAAUGUGUUUUCAACUUUGGAAAGUUAAUAGUAACAUUCAAAACUUAUGAGUAACUUUUUUAAUAAUUAUGUGUAACCAUGUUGACUGACAAAUAAAGAGUUUUUCUUAUUUCUCAGUUAACUGAAAGAUAGAUAGUAGACCCUAAUGUUUUAUGUCUUAGGGUAAUGUUGUAUCUAAAGGGUACUUAAUUUAAUAAAUUUUAGGCUCAAAGCGAGCAUGCCAACAAUAAAUUAAUUAACGUGCCUAAGCUGUUGUGUAAGAAUAGUAUGCUAAGGGCACUCCAAUGAGGCCAUGGCAACGUCCCGUAACUUAUGCCAACUCUGCAAAAUAGUUCGUGGAUGAGAGAGAAAUAAGAAAGAAAAGAGAGGUUGUAUGUUAGACAACCAGCAAUAAUAACAAAUAUUAUUAUAUUUUCCUUGCUCCUUCUCUCAUUGUAGGUGUUGUCUUAAUAGAAAAAAAAAUACAACAACAAUUUAUUGGCAAACUUGCAAAAAGAUAAUAUGGACACCACAACCUUUUUUCGAGUUCCACAUGAAGAAAAUGGCUAGCUCAACAACCAACCACCUGCUAUACCCAUGUAAGUAUGUAAUCUCCAUGGUUCAGUUUUUUUUAAUAUAAAGGCAGUGGUAGUUUUCUCUCACUGUCAUUCAAGGUUCAAUAAAAAUGCAAAGUUGGAGCAUUUGGAAGGGCCUUAGAGCAUCUCUAGCCGUUGGAGCCCUCAAGAAUACCACCGAACCAAAAAAGUUGAUGCCAAAUGCUUCAUCCGGCGAAAUAGAAGUGCGUGGGGAGGGCAUCUUCCCAGCCACACCCCACCCCAACCAAAAGUUUGUGAGGGAAAUGAUUAAGUGGGCCAAGAAAAAGGACAUGUGGAGAGAUACGAUUCGCCGAAACUUCCGCCGGCGCCCCCAAGAGCCCCCCAACAUGCUGGGUUUUGGUUGGGUUUGCCGGCGCUAUUUUGACGUCCUGGGGCGCGCUGGGGCGUGGCCGGGCCAUUUUUCGGCAAAAAGCACUGUCCGAGUCUCUUAGAAUGAUGGGUUACUUAUCUUAUAGGGAUGAUACAAACAGUGCUACUUUGGAAUUUGCUCGUUCCUUUCUGCUAUAAACAAUUUGGCAAAACCUGAAGCAGAAUUAGAGCGAAAGAAAUUAUGUCUGAUGAGCAUACACUUGGAUUACAAAAGAACUAGAAUGAGUAACAAAAGAACUAGAAUGAGUACAACAUCAGAUGAACGAUGUAAUUCUAUCCAAGAUCAAUCUUUGCUGAAUUCGACGAAAGUCGCAGUGUAUGCAAUUACAACCUCCUUUUUGAGGGUCUUACGCAUGAGGAAUCUUUGAGAUUCCCUAAAGACUUGGUGUUAAGAUCGUAGAAAUGAGGGGAUCGCACUAGACCACCAGCACCAAACCGACCAUGGCGAAAGUUACCACGCACAUGGGUUGUCGACAAACCACGUGCAGACUUUAGGGAAACUGGGAAUAAUCAAGACUUCUUCCUCUCUCAGUCAUGGAAAAUCUGCAGGCACACAACCAUUAAUUAAUCAGUAGAGAUCGGCAUCAGCUGCAGAGGUGUGCUCGUCUUAUACAUGACAGCAUCUCGUUGACGCCAGGAAGCCACACUCCGGCAGCUGCAGCGAAUUUAUGCAGGUCGAGGCUAGCUGAGAUCCAUGGCGUCGAGCAGGGCGAUCUUGGCCAUGGGCCUCCUUGCCGCCGUGCUGUCCCCCGCCUUGUCAAAGCGGUCGUUUAUCUCCAUGCCAGCCGACGUGAGUAGUCCUGUGACCCUGGCCAACGGCCUCUCCUACGGCUACCACGCCAACUCCUGCCCGCAGCUGCAAGACAUCGUGUGGCCGAUCGUGGAGAGCGCGGUCCUGGGUGAGGUGGCCAUCGCCGCCGGCCUCCUCCGUAUCUUCUUCCACGACUGCUUUCCUCAGGGAUGCGAUGCGUCCGUCCUUCUGACGGGACCCAACAGCGAGCGGGACCUGCCGCCGAACCAGACGCUGCAGCCGCGUGCGAUGCAGCUCAUCGAGGACGUCCGCGUCAAGGUACACGCCGCCUGUGGCGCCACCGUCUCCUGCGCCGACAUCAUCGCCCUCGCCACCCGCGACGCCGUCUUCGUGGUACGUGCACACGUCGGUCGCUGCUGUUGUACUGUACAACGAAAGCAUCUCCCUACCUCACUCGCGAAAGAACCUAUGCAGGCCGGGGAAAGCGAAAUGUUCUACUUCUACGACCUGCCGCUCGGCCGGUUUGACAGCCUCGAGCCGGCUAAUAGCAGCGCCGUCUUCGACCUCCCGCAGUCCACUGCCGACGCCGACACGCUCAUCAACGCCUUCAAGAGCCGCAAUCUCGAGCCCAUUGACCUCGUCGCGCUCUCUGGCGCGCACACCGUCGGGAAGGCGCACUGCAGCUCCUUCAACAACCGCUUCUCCGAGGACGCCGACUUCGCCAGGAGGCUCGCCGCCAACUGCUCCAGCGACCAGAACCGGCUGCAGGACCUCGACGUAGAAACCCCCAUCGUGUUGGACAACCAGUACUUCAAAAACCUGAUGGAGGGAAAGGGGGUGUUCACCUCCGACCAAGUGCUCAUCAGCGACGGGCGCACCGACUGGGCGGUCAAAGGCCUCGCCGAGAACAAAUGGUGGUUCUACAGCCAGUUCCGUGACUCCUUGGUGAAGCUGAGUCAGUACCAACCCGGAGGAAACGUGGGCGAGAUCCGCCGCAACAGCUGCUUCGCGCCCAACGGACAGAGCAUUCCCGCCACCGCCGGUGACGAGGGGUUCGCAGCCUCUGCUUGAGUUCACCGCUGACUACGGGAUCGUCGUUUAGUUUGCUUGUAGUAAGAGUAUAAGCUAGUGUGUGCUGUGCUUCGUUCAAUCCUCUUUCGUGAUGGCUCAGAACACGUUUGAAACAGUUGCACGGGGUUUGUUCCAAUAAGACUGGUCGUAAUGGAAGUAUCAUAACUAGUA
Molecule: messenger RNA, 8061 nt
Organism: Triticum urartu
Lineage: Eukaryota; Viridiplantae; Streptophyta; Magnoliopsida; Poales; Poaceae
Source: RefSeq, a predicted model, not a curated record